This is a messenger RNA of Xiphophorus couchianus (Monterrey platyfish), 715 nucleotides long. It is a transcript of the gene lsm7, whose product is annotated as LSM7 homolog, U6 small nuclear RNA and mRNA degradation associated. Gene Ontology annotation, biological process: nuclear-transcribed mRNA catabolic process; mRNA splicing, via spliceosome. Lineage: Eukaryota; Metazoa; Chordata; Actinopteri; Cyprinodontiformes; Poeciliidae. The record is from RefSeq and is a predicted model, not a curated record. Gene Ontology annotation, cellular component: U6 snRNP; Lsm1-7-Pat1 complex; catalytic step 2 spliceosome. The coding region runs from base 84 to 395 and encodes 103 amino acids. The transcript is spliced from 4 exons. Gene Ontology annotation, molecular function: RNA binding.
UGACGUCACCCAUUGACGCUGAGCGAUUUGAUUGGUCUUACGUUCCUGGCGUCAUGAUUUAACUUCCGUGUCACGGAGCUAACAUGGCGGACAAAGAGAAGAAGAAGAAGGAAAGCAUCUUCGACUUGUCUAAAUACAUCGACAAGACAAUUCGUGUGAAGUUCCAAGGAGGAAGAGAGGCCAGCGGCGUUCUGAAAGGGUUUGAUCCACUGCUAAACCUGGUGUUGGACGGCACGAUCGAGUAUAUGCGAGAUCCAGAUGACCAGCUGAAGCUGACAGAAGACACCCGGCAGCUGGGGCUGGUGGUCUGCAGAGGAACCUCCGUAGUGCUGAUCUGUCCUCAGGAUGGCAUGGAGGCCAUACCAAACCCCUUCAUACAGCAGCAGGAUGGCUAACUCUCUCGUUAGCUGCUUAGUGGCACAUAUUUGAUCUUUUUUGUUUGUUCAUGUUUUCAUUCUUUCUUUUUUUUUUUUAACCCGUUACGGGACAGUUCUAGUUCAUAAAACAAACCUGUUGACUUAAGUUAAAAAUCCACCACAAAAUGAAUCAAAUGCACUUCACCUCUACUUUUUAUGUAGUGUGCAAAUGUUGCAAAGUUUUGUUUGUAAAGACCCCAAAAGUCUGGGAAGUGUUAACGUGACAAUUUUAUUUUAUCUGUAGUAUCUUUUAUAAUUCUUUGUUUUUGAUAAGAAAAUAAAGUGGAAAAUCUAAUUUU